GAUACCACCGAGCAUCGUACGGUUAACAGAAGUUCUCCAUUGCUGUUCCGAGUGCGUUUCCCGUCGGCCGGAUAUAACGACUAAAAAAAUAUAAAACAAAAACCUGGCGAUCGGUUAUCCAUUAUUUUUCUUCAUUUUAAUUCGGUAAAUAAAUUGAAAAAUUGAAAAAAUAUAUAACAAACCAAGGACUGAUAUUAGUAUCAAUACAGUUGAUAUCGACGUUAGUAAUAGCGUUAGAGUAACGACGUAUUAUACAUUUUUUUGGUUUAUUUGUCGUUGAAAAAUAUUAAUUAGUCUCACCGACAUUUGCCGAUAAAUAACCAACGGAUAUUUCAUGUCCAUCGGUAUCUGAUAUCUGUCGGCUGUAACAAUAUUAACAACUGCUCAACUCCAUUGAACAUACAAACUAUACAAAAUACGUUGAGUAUUUUGUUCGUUAAAUCGGUGAACAACAGGUACGAGUUACAUCGGAAUUUAUCAUAUUUUCGGUGAUUUUUUUUUAAAGUGGUAAACUUGAUUCCGGGGGUCCUACCUGAUCAGCCCCUCGACGCCCCACCUCAGCAUCGAAAGAAAGAGAGAAAACGUAUCGUCGAUUUCCAGUAGGAGAAUAACUAUUGUAAAGCCAACAUGGCUGACCAACUCACGGAGGAACAAAUUGCCGAAUUCAAAGAAGCAUUCUCGCUCUUUGAUAAAGACGGUGAUGGCACCAUCACUACCAAAGAAUUGGGAACUGUCAUGCGUUCACUUGGUCAAAAUCCAACAGAAGCUGAGCUACAGGAUAUGAUUAAUGAAGUAGAUGCUGACGGCAAUGGAACCAUCGAUUUUCCUGAAUUCUUAACGAUGAUGGCCCGCAAAAUGAAGGACACCGACAGUGAGGAGGAAAUCAGAGAGGCAUUCAGGGUGUUUGAUAAAGAUGGCAAUGGUUUUAUAUCAGCAGCAGAGCUCAGACACGUUAUGACAAAUUUGGGUGAAAAAUUAACCGAUGAGGAGGUAGAUGAGAUGAUCCGAGAGGCGGAUAUCGAUGGUGAUGGCCAAGUUAAUUAUGAAGAAUUCGUCACAAUGAUGACAUCAAAGUGAAUACAACCAGUGUGCUGGGAAAACUCGCGACUUGGAGUGGUGUUGACGUACUAAAAAAAAAUUCAAAUAAACAACAACAACAAAAGUGGAUUUAAAAAACCAACCUUGUACCAGGAUGUAAAGAAGUCUUAAAAAAAGAAACAAAAAAGCAUAAUUGAGAGCCCUUAUUACUUAUCAAGAGGACAGCAGACCUGGUGAUAUUUAAUUGUUUUCUUUCUUUUUUUUUUAAUUAAAACCAAUUAUUUCAUUUUUUUUGCCUUCAAUAUUUAUCAUCAAUAAAUCUUAGGGACAGAGGCUUUUUAAGUUUUUUCUCUCACACUCUCAAUCUAUCUCUCACACUCUCACACACACACACACACAACACACACUUUUUUUAAGUGUUUAAUUGCGUUAUCAUCGUUUAUGCUGUUCCCUUGAAUGAUGAAAGAUAAAAAUAACAAAAAGCAAAAAGAUGAGAUAAUACAAUGUGUGUUUGCCACGUUUGCAUGAUGUACGAACACCAAUCGGUGAGUGAAAAAAAAAUCAUAAUGAUGAAGCAAAAAACAUCACUGACGAAAAAAAAAAUUAUUAAUAUUAUGAAAAAAAAAAAAAAUUCAAGGUGUAUGCACGGAAAACUUGCGCUUAAUCGAAGAAAAAGGAAAACAAUUCUCCAUCUUUCACGUGAUAAUUUAAAGAAUUUCCAUUUGUUUCUAUCCUCUUCUCUCCCCCUCCCCCUCCCCUUUUGCUUCCAUCACCCUCCGAGAAGAAUCCCUUCAAUGAAUAACUCUAUCCUCUUGAAUAAUAUGAAACUCUUCAUGCGCUUUUAAAUGAACAAAAAAAAAUGAAAUAACAGAAAGUAUGAUUCGAAUAAGCUUUUCCGUGAAUAAAGUUUGAUGCACCUUUUCCAGAAGAGGGAAAUCACAUAAUAAUGAAAGAAAAUACAAGUUCGUUGCUAAAUUUAAUGUUAGUUAAAGAAUAACAAAAGAAGAAAAUACCACGAAGUCGUCAUUGGCUGUGGGUUCAUCAAAUUUUGUUCCAAGUGUACAUUUUUUUAAGGAAAAAAAAAAUAUAUGUGUAAACUAAAUUAAAAUUAGAAAAAAAAAUGAUUAACACGAGUACAGACACAUUAUACACAUACACUCAUACAUAAAUACACACCUCAACACACACCCCUUCUUUUAAAAUUAAUGAAAAGAAACGUAUAAUUAAAAACCAAAACCAAUUAUUAAAAAAUAAUAAAAAAAAAUACUUUAUGCUCAUUGUUACAUGUAUCGAGAGAGCACUGUGCUCCAUCCUCCAUUAAUUACAAGUUUAAAAUUACACUUGUAUUACAUUAUAAAAAAAACCACACAUACACGAAAAAAAAAGAAAUGAUUAAAAAAUACAUGAAUAUCGAUAUAAA
Messenger RNA from Diachasmimorpha longicaudata, 2458 nucleotides. RefSeq names its product calmodulin. Lineage: Eukaryota; Metazoa; Arthropoda; Insecta; Hymenoptera; Braconidae. The record is from RefSeq and is a predicted model, not a curated record. The transcript has 4 exons. Gene Ontology annotation, molecular function: calcium ion binding; enzyme regulator activity. Bases 628 to 1077 code for a protein of 149 amino acids.